This is a messenger RNA of Dothidotthia symphoricarpi CBS 119687, 1115 nucleotides long. RefSeq lists its product as uncharacterized. The transcript is spliced from 3 exons. Lineage: Eukaryota; Fungi; Ascomycota; Dothideomycetes; Pleosporales; Dothidotthiaceae. The coding region runs from base 6 to 1115 and encodes 369 amino acids. The record is from RefSeq and is a predicted model, not a curated record.
AGGAAAUGGCCAACCGUGGAUUCAAUCACUUGAAUCCUUUCUCCCCUCCGGAAUACCCUUAUCAUAGUCCACCAAACCAACAAGCUUACCCCAAUUUGCACAACCAACAAGUCUACUACAGCUCCCAAACCCCCAAUUCGCAGAUCCAACAAGCUUACCCCAAUCCGCAAAACCAACGAGUCUUUGCCAAUCCACAAUACCGACAAGUCGCUCCUAACCCACAGAACAAUCAAUUCGGUCACCAACAAGCGGCGCAAGCGCAAUUCGGCCAGGCCUGCCAGCCAGUCACGUUGGGCUACAGUACUCUCGGCGGCGCCUUGGUGAGUUGCGAUCAGAUUCCGCACGUCGUGGCUCAGCCAGACCAGAGGCUUAUCCCUUCCCAUGAUCUGGGAAAAAUUCCGCACGGACUUGCUCAGCAAAUUGUUGAUCAGCGCGAGCGAAACUGGAGGCUGGGAAGCCAUGUCUUGGACGACUUCGUUGAGACUACAGUUAAACACGUUCAAGAAGGCGCGCCUUUCCAGGAAUUGAACGGGAUUGAACUGGACCUCAUCAAUGAGUUUCCUGAUCUUGUUGAGAGGUAUAUGGAAGGCCUCAGAUAUGCAUGCAAGCACAACGAGAAUCGACGACAGCAGCAGCUUAACACAGAGAAAUUCGACCCUUUGGCACCCCUUGAGCCUAUUGACAGCCCUUCAAAUCUGCAAAUCCUUCAUCGGGUUCCUACCGAACCGACGGGAUCAGCAUUCAGCCAAACACCCAUGUCCAUUGACUCCGCACGAAAGCGACAACAAGAAGACAGUAUGUCAGUCCAACACGAGCAAGCUUCCCACGACCGAGCAGCUCAACAGUAUCUGGACAAUACGAGAAGCCUUCUCCAGUUCGUAGCAUCACGUCCAAAUCCUCUGGAACGUGUGCGAGCAGAUGUGGAGAAUGGAGUUGAUCAGCAAACCAGAGCGGCCCUGGACUACAGCAACAAUCUAGAGCGUCAGCUCCAAUUCAUAGCAUCACGACCAACUCCUCUGGAGCGCGUGCGAGCAGACCUGGGCAACAGAAGCCCGCAUGCUGACGGUUUCAACAGCAAGACCACCAGGGGUGUGGGAACUAGACCCUUGUCUUGA